GGGAGGGGCUGCCCCAGGCCCCGCGCCUUCCCCUUCACCGCGGCCGGCGCCGGGCCAGGAGGAUGCGCGACGCGGGGCUCUGAAGCAUGGAGGGGGUUCUGUACAAGUGGACCAACUAUCUCACAGGUUGGCAGCCUCGUUGGUUUGUUUUAGAUAAUGGAAUCCUAUCCUACUAUGAUUCACAGGAUGAUGUUUGCAAAGGGAGCAAAGGAAGUAUAAAGAUGGCAGUUUGUGAAAUUAAAGUUCAUUCAGCAGACAACACAAGAAUGGAAUUAAUCAUUCCAGGAGAACAGCAUUUCUACAUGAAGGCGGUGAAUGCGGCUGAAAGGCAGAGGUGGCUGGUUGCCCUGGGGAGCUCGAAAGCCUGUUUGACUGAUACUAGGACUAAAAAAGAAAAAGAAAUAAGUGAAACCAGUGAAUCUCUGAAAACCAAAAUGUCUGAACUUCGCCUCUACUGUGACCUCCUAAUGCAGCAAGUUCAUACCAUCCAGGAAUUUGUUCACCAUGAUGAGAAUCAUUCGUCUCCCAGCGUAGAGAACAUGAAUGAAGCCUCGUCUCUGCUUAGUGCCACAUGUAAUACAUUCAUCACAACACUUGAGGAAUGUGUGAAGAUAGCCAACGCCAAGUUUAAACCUGAGAUGUUUCAACUGCCCCAUCCAGAUCCCUUAGUUUCUCCUGUGUCACCUUCUCCUGUUCAAAUGAUGAAGCGUUCUGUUAGCCACCCUGGUUCCUGCAGUUCAGAGAGGGGUAGUCUCUCCGUAAAAGAACCAGUGUCUACACUUCACCGGCUCUCCCAGCGACGCCGAAGAACCUACUCAGAUACAGACUCUUGUAAUGAUAUUCUCCUUGAAGAUCCAGAUAGACCUGUUCACUGUUCAAAAAAUACACUUAAUGGAGAUUUGGCAUCAGCAAUCAUUCCUGAAGAAAGCAAACUUAUGGCCAAAAAAAAAUCUGAAUCAGAAGAUCCUCUUCCAUCCUUCUCUUCCUGAAGAAACUGAAGUGUCCAACUUCUUCUAAGUAUUGCUAUGCAAAAGCUGCUGUAAUUAAACUGUUGUUAUAGGGAGUAGUUUUUUCCCUUAGGAUUUCUCUGCACUUUAUAGAAUAUUGUAAAAACAAACAAACAGAAAAACAACUCACAUACUUUUGAAGUGUAUUUUAUCUUUAUAUAGUUUGUUUGCAAAAGUAUUUUCCUAAUACUUCACAGUAUGAAUGUGCAUCUCUUUUUUUUUUUUUAAACAAAUGUUGGUGUAGCAUUUUGACAUCCAUAAGGACAAAUGUAGAUAUUUUUCUAAAAAACUGUGAGGGACUGACAGCUUGGUCAGUGUGUAUUGUAGCUUAUAAACAUGAACUCUAUAAGGUUUCAGUUUGACAGAAGUGUGAAAUAUGUAACUUGUGCCAUGGACCAAAUGGUUGCUUUAUUCCAGCUAUAAAUGAGUUACGAUAGCAGCUUGAUGGUGAAGAUUGUAUUGUAUUCCUUUAAUAAAAAAGGAUACACUUAAUAUUCUAAAUAUCUUUAGCCCAAAUACCAUGACAUACUGAACAUUUGAAAAUAACCAGACUGUACUGUCCUUCAUAUGUGAAGUUGACACUACUGAUUUGUCAAUACCAAAUGUUGGGUUAAAGUAUUUAAUUUUUAUUUAUUUAUUUUCUUGUUGCAUCAAAAGAUGAUUGCAUCCUAACUUUUGUGACCUACCAAAUUUGAGAUGUGUAUACACUGUUAUUUACGUCGUUCUAGAAAAGAGGUUAAUGUUGUAGUGACCUUGCUCACUUAUACCAGAGAAAUAAACAACUUUCAAUGGAAGAGGACUUUAGUGCUUUUUUCCUAAAUUAGACAUUAAGCUGCUGUUGUAAGGUAUUGUUUGCAGCUCUUUAGACUAUCUAGAGAUGUUUUUAUUUAUGAAUAUUUAUACAAAAAACGAAUUCUGUCAAGGUGACUGCUCUGCAUCACUUGAGAAUGGCAUUAUUUAAUUAAAGAACAAAUAGCAUUUUUUGGUAGUGCCUGUCCAUCCUAUUGUCAGUGUUUGCCUUGUAAUCUGCUUUUUGAAUUCAUUUUGGGAUGACGAUUUUGACCAAGGUUUUAGAUGAGGAGCACUUUAAAACAAACUGGUUUGGCGUUUUUAAGUUAAUCAUAUAUUUAAUAAAUAUGUGGUUUUUGCUUUCAAACUUAUCAUACAACACAUUGUAUUUUUUAUACUCA
This is a messenger RNA of Carlito syrichta (Philippine tarsier), 2197 nucleotides long. It is a transcript of the gene PLEKHA3, whose product is annotated as pleckstrin homology domain containing A3. The transcript has 8 exons. The record is from RefSeq and is a predicted model, not a curated record. Bases 87 to 989 code for a protein of 300 amino acids. Gene Ontology annotation, cellular component: trans-Golgi network; recycling endosome; early endosome. Gene Ontology annotation, biological process: endosome organization; receptor recycling; retrograde transport, endosome to Golgi. NCBI's taxonomy places the organism in Eukaryota, Metazoa, Chordata, Mammalia, Primates, Tarsiidae.